Molecule: messenger RNA, 865 nt
Organism: Gekko japonicus
Lineage: Eukaryota; Metazoa; Chordata; Lepidosauria; Squamata; Gekkonidae
Product: ectonucleotide pyrophosphatase/phosphodiesterase family member 5-like
Exons: 1
Source: RefSeq, a predicted model, not a curated record
CUUACCUAAGUGUGUGGAUCAAAACUAUCUGCAGGGAUGAUUUUGACCGGCUGUUGCAGAUUCCUGGCCAUCUUUGCACUGAUUUUCCCAAGGACUCAGAGUUUCUUGCCAAAACAACAGAGGGUAUUACUUGUAUCAUUUGACGGCUUCAGAUGGGAUUAUAUCUAUAAAUUCCGAACUCCCAAUUUCGAUGAGGUCAUGAAGGAUGGUGUUCAUGUCGAACAGGUCACAAACGUGUUCAUUACCAAAACGUAUCCUAACCACUACACAAUGGUGACAGGCCUCUACGCGGAGGACCACGGUAUAGUCGCCAAUGAGAUGUACGAUCCAGUUUUGAACGAAACUUUCUCCAUGAACCACAUGACCAUGUAUAAUCCAAAGUUUUGGGAACACGCUUAUCCAGUCUGGAUCACUAACCAGAUUCAGGGACAUAGAAGUGGCGCUGCGAUGUGGCCGGGAACCGAUGUCAAGAUACACGGGGCCUUUCCCACACACUACUUGCUUUACAAUGAAUCCGUUUCAUUUCAAGAGCGUGUUGCCAAGCUUAUCGAGUGGUUUACGUCCGAAGAGCCUGUAAAUCUCGGACUCCUGUACUGGGAGCAGCCAGAUGAGAUGGGACAUAUUUUGGGUCCAGAUGAUCCUGGUAUGGAGUUGGUCAUUAUGGAGAUUGACAAUCUGCUGAGCCAUCUUGUGCGGGAACUGAAGAGAGCAGAAUUGUGGGACACUUUGAAUGUCAUCAUCACAAGCGACCACGGAAUGGCCCAGUCAUCCAGAGACCGGAUCAUAGAGCUCGACCAGUAUGUGGACAGAGACUUGUAUAUGAUGAUUGACCAUUCGCCUGAUGUAGCGAUUUUGCCAGCAGAAG